This is a messenger RNA of Sesamum indicum (sesame), 1687 nucleotides long. RefSeq names its product Exostosin family protein. Gene Ontology annotation, molecular function: glycosyltransferase activity. The record is from RefSeq and is a predicted model, not a curated record. Lineage: Eukaryota; Viridiplantae; Streptophyta; Magnoliopsida; Lamiales; Pedaliaceae.
AAUUUCAGGAGAAUUGCUCAAAACUGAAGCAGAAUAGGAAAUUCCGUUACAUUUACAGCCCUUAACUCGCAACUCCCUCUCAUCUCUCUUCCCACAUUCAUUCUCCGCCGUUCAUCUCAACCCCACCACCAUGCCACCUCCACCCACCACCACAUUCCUCCUUUUCCUCCUCCUUAUCUUCCAACUCCUCCUCGCCGGCGGCGUAUCCUCCCAGGACACCGAUCUUGAAUCGGACUGCACCGACAGAUGGAUCCACAUCCGCCACCUCCCGCCCCAAUUCAAUCUCGACCUCCUCGCCAACUGCUCCGAGUACCCACUCUUCGACAACUUCUGCCCCUACAUCUCCAACCAUGGCCUCGGCCAGAAAACCCACAAUUCCUCGCACAGCUGGUACAGAACCGACCCCUUUAUGCUCGAACUCAUUUUCCACCGCCGCAUGCUCGAGUACCCGUGUCUCACCCCUGAUCCGAAUCUCGCGACCGCAGUUUUCGUCCCGUAUUACGCCGGGCUCGACAGCCUGAAGUAUCUUUUCGGCCCGGAAGUGAACUCAAGCUUCCGACACGGGUUGGAUUUGUUUGAAUAUAUAACUAAUGUAGACAACCCUUCGAUAUGGAACAAGAAUCUGGGUCAUGACCAUUUUUUGGUCAUGGCCCGACCCGCUUGGGAUUUCAGCCAGCCGUUGUCGAACAACCCACCAAUUUUCGGGUCUUCGUUUCUCGAACUGCCUGAGUUUUUCAACAUUACCGCAUUGACAUUGGAAGCCAGGGCCUAUUCCUGGCAAGAGCAGGCGAUCCCAUACCCAACAUCCUUCCACCCUCCAAAUCUAGCGUUCUACGAGUCUUGGGUGAACAGGGUGAAGAAAUCCAAGAGAACCACACUGAUGUUGUUUGCCGGCGGUGGUGGGAUUUCGUCGAAUCCGAAUGUUAGGCGAAGCAUUAGGCUGGAAUGUGAAAAUGUCACUAGUAUGAGCACCAACGGGACCGGGUACGCGAAAUUCUGCGAUUUUGUGGAUUGCUCGAAUGGUAUUUGUGAACAUGACCCAAUCAAGUUCAUGAAGCCAAUGCUGCAAUCCAGCUUCUGUCUGCAGCCGCCGGGGGACACCCCGACUAGGCGGUCGACAUUCGAUGGGUUCCUGGCGGGCUGCAUACCGGUGUUCUUUGAAGAAAUCUCGGCGAAGAAGCAGUACGGGUGGCACCUGCCGGAGGAGAAGUAUGAGGAGUUCUCAGUGUUCAUACAAAAGGAGGAUGUGGUGUUCAAGGGGGUGAAGAUCAUGGAUGUUCUGAUGAGCAUACCAAGGGCUGAAAUCAGGAGGAAGAGGGAAAAGGUAUUGGAGAUGCUGCCUAGAGUUAUGUACAGAAAGCAUGGGAGUUCAUUGGGAUUAAGGAGUAAGAAAGAUGCAUUUGAUAUUGCAAUUGAAGGAACUCUGCAGAGAAUCAAGUCAAGAACUGAAGAAAUUGCAGCUCAGCAUUAUGUAUUAGAAUGAGUUUUUCUUGUCUAGUUUUGUUCUCCACCUUUGUAAAUUAUUACAGCUAUUUGUUUCCCACUUCAUAGGAUUAUUUAUUUGUGCUCCUAAGAGGGUGAUGAAAACCAUGAAUCUUCAAAUCUCUCUGUAUUUCCACUUAUGCUCUUGUCAAAUCUCUUGAUAUGGGCUUUUGCUAAUUUUCAAGUCUAUAUGAAUUUGCACCUA